AGCACAAAAAUUGAGAUUUAUUAAUAACAGAAUUAUUAAUUUAUGACAUGUUAUAAAUAAAUUGCAACUUACUUUUAGAGAAACACAGUUGUUUAAUCUGAGGUUUUGUGGCAAGAUUCCUCUUCAGUUUCACGAAGUUCGAGGUGGGUUGUUCGAACAUCGGCCUAUCUUCGUACCCUCUUCUUCGUUGUCUCUAUUUCUUCCACCCAAUAUAUCUAUACAUACAGAUAUAGAUAGAUACAUACAGUGAGGACCCGCCCCGUUUUGUGGGCCGGUGUGAAGCUCAAAAAGCUGUAAGAAUCACCACCCAAGCGGGAUCAAAUGUGGGAGUUUUGGAGAAGGCAUAAGAGGAAGGUGUAUGUUACACUCGGAGUUUUCGGAAGUGGGUAUCUUUUGUACAAGCUUUAUGAUAGUCAUAAGCAGCAGCUUAAUGAUCUUGAGAGAGAAGUUGCCAGUGAACGUGAAAAUGAGGAACUCAUUAAAGCUCAAAUGAAAGUGCAUUUCCAGAACAUUCAAAACAUAGCAGAUACUACAACAUUGCCUCAUGCCAUGGUCUAUUUGAGUGCCCGCGUUGAAGAAAGGAUGGAUAUUUUGCACUUGACGGAGAAACUAAUGAAAGGAAAAGGCCAGCAGAAUCCUCUAACAUCGUUGGAGAAACUUGAGUUGUGGAAUAGGCUUAAAAUUCAAAGUUUUGCAAGAACAGUAUUGUCUAUUUGGUCAAUGACAGCACUUAGCUUGUAUAUAAGAGUUCAGGUCAACAUUUUAGGGAGACAUUUGUAUAUUGACACCGCUCGUGGUCUCGAAGCUGCUCAUCUUCUUGAUGAAUCUGAACUCAUCAACAGGAAUGACCAGCAGCAGUUUUUGGCAGGUGUUGAUUAUCUCUCUAAUAAUGGAAUGUCAAUGUUGAUAUCUAAUAUGCAGGCAGCAGCAACCGAAGUUCUCAAAGAAAAGCAGUUAAAGGAUUUAUUCACAACUUCUGUACUUCAUGACACCAUUAUGCAAAUAUUGGACGUGUUCAUGAGCAUGGGAAGCCCUCAUCAGUGGGUGGAUUAUAUAAUGCCAGAGGACCUGAAAUACAAAUCUGCUGCUUUCUCUAGUAAUGACAGCCAAAACGAGUUGACCAAAUUUGACUUGCUAAUGUCGGAGGCUCAUGCAGUGUUAUCAAGUGAUGAAUUUCGAAGUAUUUUGGAUGUAUCCUUGAGAUCGGUGGUGGAUGACCUAGUGCAAGAUAUGAAGGAUCAACAUGGAGAUAUCAACUCAUCAGGAGUGCCAUUAGCUAAACUUGUGCCCAAAGUUGCCCAGAUGGGUCCACUACUGCUUGAAGAACCAAGCAACAACAAGUAUAUCCAAAUCGUUCGAAACCUACCAGUAGCUGAAGUCUUCUUCACUCUUCUUUAUGCAGACACGCCGCCUUGAAAAUUAUUAUUAUCUGCAGCUUGAACUAAUACAUGGAUGUGAGCAUGAACGGUAAUGUUGCUCAUGGGGUGAUGAAGCUUUAACAUUUUGAGGUGAAUAACAAUGAUAUUGUAAACUUUUUCACUUUUGCUCUUUAUUGGUUCGAUCUUUUUAUAAUAGUCUUGUCUUUAAAUUUCAGGUGUUCUGUAACAUUUUAGAAAGCAAUUAGCUGUUGGGUAGUUGAUGGUUAUAUGCCUUUUGCUCUUCAUGAUGUUGAAUUAUGAAAUAUGUGUAGUCCAUUUGUAUGAUGUGGAUUGGGAUUUAAGCAGUAGUAAUGGUCUUAUAUUCUAUUA
Messenger RNA from Daucus carota subsp. sativus, 1748 nucleotides. Its product is annotated as peroxisome biogenesis protein 3-1. The record is from RefSeq and is a predicted model, not a curated record. The transcript has 7 exons. Gene Ontology annotation, cellular component: peroxisomal membrane. Lineage: Eukaryota; Viridiplantae; Streptophyta; Magnoliopsida; Apiales; Apiaceae. Gene Ontology annotation, molecular function: protein-macromolecule adaptor activity. Gene Ontology annotation, biological process: protein import into peroxisome membrane. The coding region runs from base 322 to 1416 and encodes 364 amino acids.